GCAACGCUGCCACUUCUGGUUAACCGCCUGAAAGGUAGGCGAACCCUUUGCCUCGGCAAGAAGGCAAAAAGUACCACCCUUCCACUUGUUUUCCAGGCCGCAUCUGGCUCCGCCACUGUCACGGCCACAGAGACCCGUGGUGAGGCGGGGUCGUUUCUUGUGCGACUGAUCCGUCGGUCUUUGCCUUUUUACUGCCGAAAGUGACACGGUUAUCCUUCCGGAGUGGCUGCGUCCGCGGCGGCUCGCGGACACUCCCCGCCGACUCGGAGGCAGCCUCGUUAACCUAUUACUGGAACACCAAGGCAAGCAAGGCAAGCCCCCGCGCUAUCGACACGUUAUGCCGUUUGGCAGUCCGUUAUCUCCAAACUGUUCCGGGCCGCCGACAAGGUAUAAGACAGCCUGCCCGGCCGGCCGGCCCUGGGAGAGAGGGUCAGACGCGCCAUGGUCCUUGUCGCCGCCUUCGUCGCCGUCCUGACCACCGCCGUCUUGGACACCGCGUGGGCUGGCUGCGUGACGCGCUCCUACGGCCAUGGCAGCGUGGUGUGCGUGUGCAACGCCACCCAGUGCGGCGCCCUGGAGGGACCCCCGGCGGGCGGCCGCAGCCCCGGCCCCGCGGACGGCAGCUCCACGCCCUUCUGGCUCUACACCAGCUCCAAGGCGGGCAUGCGCCUGCACCGCGCCGACGGCAACUUCACCAACGCGUACGCUCGGGGCGCGACGGGCGCGGCCGUGGCCGGCGCGGGGAAGGACAAGGACAGCGAGCGCACGGUGUGGGCGCGCGGCGCCGUGCGCAUGGCCGUGGACACCGUCACCAAGUACCAGACGGUGGAAGGUUUCGGCGGCGCUAUCACCGACUCCACCGCCAUCAACAUCCACAAGCUGAGUCCCGCUACGAGGGAGGUCCUGAUGAGGGCGCUGUUCCACGAGACCGGCAACGCGUACACACUGCUGCGUGUGCCCAUGGGCGGCACGGACGACUCGGUGCGCAAGUACACGUACGACGACACCCCCGACGACGCGACGCUGGCCAACUUCAAGCUGGCCGAGGAGGACGUGCUGUACAAGAUCCCCGUGCUGCUGAACGCGAGCCGGGUGUCGGGCGGCAAGACGAGGGUCAUGGCGUCGGCGUGGACGGCGCCGCCCUGGAUGAAGACCAACAACCAGUUCGUGGGCGGGGUGCUGCGGCCCGACAUGUACCAGGCGUGGGCGGACUACCACGUGCGCUUCCUGGCCGAGUACGCGGCGCGCGGCGUGGCCGUCUGGGCCGUGACCACGGGCAACGAGCCCAUCAACGCCUUCUUCACGCCGUUGCUCAUCCGCUUCAACUCGAUGGGGUGGACGCCCAUGACGCAGCGCCGCUGGCUGGGCCGCCACUUCGGCCCCACGCUGCGCCGCUCCGCCUUCAACGCCACCAAGCUGCUGGCCCUGGACGACCAGCGCAUGCUGCUGCCCUGGUGGCUGGACAUGAUGUUCCGUGACCCCAAGGUGAAGGACUACGUGGACGGCGUGGCGGUGCACUGGUACUGGGACCUCAUGGACCCACGCAUCGGGCUGGAGGCCACGCACCAGCACUUCCCCGACAAGUUCCUCAUCAGCACGGAGGCCAGCAGCGCUGACAAGCCGUGGGACCUGGUCAAAGUGCAGCUGGGGUCCUGGACACGGGGCCAGAAGUACAUGACGGACAUCCUCAAGGACAUGAACUCGUGGGUGACGGGAUGGAUGGAGUGGUCGCUGGUGCUGGACACGCGCGGCGGCCCGUCCUGGUCGUCCAACUUCGUGGACGUGGGCGUCAUGGUGGACGCGGCGCGCGACGAGGUGCUGCUGCAGCCCACGUACUACGCCAUGGCGCACUUCUCGCGCUUCGUGCCGCGCGGCUCGGUGCGCGUGCGUCUGCAGGUGGAGCGCCAGGACGCCAUUGUGGCGCCGGGCCAGGGUGGCCAGGGCACGGCCGACGAGCAGGGCCUGUCCGGCAUCGCGGCCCGCAGCGACGUGGACGCCGUGGCCUUCCUCACGCCGCAGAACGACGUGGUGGUCGUCAUGCACAACGCCGGCGACAGCGACACGUCGGUGAGCGUGAGGGACCCGAGGGUCGGGGCGACCAGCGUGGUGCUGCCGGCGCGCUCCUUCAACACUUUGGUCUACUCCAUGCCGACCGAUUGAAGCAAGACUGAUUUGAACGGGGACAAUACUCCAUGGUACUGUACUGUAGUGCAAUGUCAUCGUCUUUCUGUGUGUACGGUGGAGGAAGGGAGAAGAAUAAUGCUCAAGUCA
This is a messenger RNA of Thrips palmi, 2271 nucleotides long. Its product is annotated as lysosomal acid glucosylceramidase-like. The coding region runs from base 442 to 2160 and encodes 572 amino acids. NCBI's taxonomy places the organism in Eukaryota, Metazoa, Arthropoda, Insecta, Thysanoptera, Thripidae. Gene Ontology annotation, biological process: glucosylceramide catabolic process. The transcript has 8 exons. Gene Ontology annotation, molecular function: glucosylceramidase activity. The record is from RefSeq and is a predicted model, not a curated record.